UCAAUUAAAAAAUCUAAUAAGACAAUUGUUGCAUCACCAGUGGGUCCACCAGUCCCAUUCCAACAAUAUUUGACCAAGCAAGACGACGGGAAAUUCCAUAUAUUAUUAGCAUGUACUGGAUCAGUUGCCACUAUUAAAAUGCCACAAAUAAUUGAUAAAUUAUUUCAAAUCUUUACCACCAAUAAGGUUUCCAUCCAGUUAGUGUUGACAAAAUCCGCUAGUCAUUUUCUCCGUGGGUUGAAGAUUCAUAAUGAUGUAAAGAUUUGGCGUGAUGAAGAUGAAUGGGCAAAUUUCAAUGAACCUUCAAGUACAAUUACUCCAUCUACUCUGACUUCUAAUUUAAAUCCUAAGAAACCCAAGAAUCCAUAUGACAGAUUGAUUCUCCAUAAUGAAUUGAGAAGGUGGGCUGAUAUUAUGUUGAUUGCUCCUCUUUCCGCAAACACCUUGGCCAAGAUUUCCAAUGGUAUAGCAGACAAUUUAUUAACUUCAAUAGUUAGAUCUUGGUCACCUUCUAUUUCAGGUCAAGCUGUUAAGAAGCCUAUAAUUGUUGCUCCAGCAAUGAAUACAUUUAUGUAUACCCAUCCAAUUACCGCAAAGCAAAUUAAUAUUAUUACUUGUCCUGAUUUUGGGAUUGAGGUUUUGAAGCCGGUCGAAAAAGUAUUGGUUUGUGGUGAUAUCGGUAUGGGGGGUAUGAGAGAAUGGACUGAAGUUGUAGAUAUUUUAAGAAGAAAGAUUAUUGCGAUAAAGGCAGAAAAGAAGAGACAGGGUGAUUUACUCGAAGAAGAUGAGAAUAAUGAUGAAGAUGAUGAUGAAGAAGAUGAAAAUGAGGACGAUGAAAAUGAAGACGAUGAUGAAGAAGAUGAUGAUGACGACGACGACGAGGAUGAUGAUGACGACGACGAAGAAGAAGAUGAUGAUGAACAAAGGAAUGAGAAUAUCGACAACAACCAAAUAUCCACACAAGGUUCAUCAUCAAAUGACAAAAUCAAUGAUGAUGAUGAAAUUUUGUUUGAAAUAACAACAGAUGAUCAGGAUGAAUCGCAACCAAAUGAUAACCACGAUUCCCUCAGUUUAAGACCAACUGAUUCAGUCAAUUCUCAUCAUCAUCAACAGAAAAUCACUAUUCCUAAGGAAACACAGAAUAUUAUUUAA
Spathaspora passalidarum NRRL Y-27907 is the source of this 1152-nucleotide messenger RNA. Its product is annotated as phosphopantothenoylcysteine decarboxylase complex subunit. Gene Ontology annotation, cellular component: phosphopantothenoylcysteine decarboxylase complex. Gene Ontology annotation, molecular function: FMN binding; phosphopantothenoylcysteine decarboxylase activity. The annotation marks the transcript as partial. Gene Ontology annotation, biological process: coenzyme A biosynthetic process. Lineage: Eukaryota; Fungi; Ascomycota; Pichiomycetes; Serinales; Debaryomycetaceae. The record is from RefSeq and is a predicted model, not a curated record. The transcript has a single exon.